Molecule: messenger RNA, 1231 nt
Organism: Puntigrus tetrazona (Sumatra barb)
Lineage: Eukaryota; Metazoa; Chordata; Actinopteri; Cypriniformes; Cyprinidae
Product: cell division control protein 42 homolog
Exons: 6
Coding region: 162-791 (209 amino acids)
Biological process (GO): small GTPase-mediated signal transduction; modification of synaptic structure
Cellular component (GO): dendritic spine
Molecular function (GO): GTP binding; GTPase activity
Source: RefSeq, a predicted model, not a curated record
GCGUGUUCUGGAGAGACGCCGGACUGCAACAGCCAUGGCAAAUUCUUACCCGUUGUAAAUAGUUAAUUCCAAGUUUACAAUGUUUGGAGUAAAAGUUAACCGUAAGAAAAGUAACUGUGUUUGCGAGCCGUUGACAUAGUAGACAGUUUAUCCGUUUAAACAUGUUUCGUCAGGCUGUUAAGAAACUAGAUACCUUGAUACCAGAUGCUGGAAAACAACUUGUGAUGACAGCAAUGUCCACAAUUAAAUGUGUGGUAGUUGGAGAUGGAGCCGUGGGUAAAACCUGCCUUUUGGUUUCUUUUACGAACAAAUUCCCAUCAGAACCAACAGUGUUUGAUAACCAAGCUGCGACUGUAACGUUUGAUGGUGAACCAUACACCAUUAGAUUAUUUGAUGCUGCGGGUCAGGAUCAAUUACGACCCUUAUACUAUCCCCAAACAGACGUCUUUCUAGUUUGUUUCUCUGUAGUUUCUCUGUCCUCUUUUGAAAAUGUAAAAGAAAAGUGGGUGCCUGAGAUAACUUAUCACUCUCCGAAAACCCCCUUUCUGCUGGUUGGGACUCAAAUCGACCUUCGAGAUGAUCCUGUAACUAUUGCAAGGCUUGCAAAAAACAAACAAAAGCCAAUCAAACCAGAGACAGCUGAAAAACUAGCCAGAGACUUAAAGGCAGUCAACUAUGUUGAAUGCUCUGCUCUAACGCAGAAAGGACUCAAGAACGUGUUUGACGAGGCGAUAUUAGCAGCUCUGGAGCCCCCGGGAUCCCAGAAGACAUGCGGAUGUGUGCUUUUAUGAACUGGACAAAUCUGGGUGUAAACCAAUAGGAUUGUUUUAUUUUUGUACAGGUUUUUAAUCAGGAAAGUAACAGUAGCUUUUACUUGACAGGUGCUUUCCACAUCAUUUACCUCGGUACUCAUAUCACAUAGUCAGAUGAUAUGUGUGCAAAUUUUGCCUUUAAGACUUUAACGAUGCUUCACAACGAAGAUAUUCAGCUAUGGUAGGGUAGAGUGGGGUAAGAUGUGCCAGUUCUUAUUUGUCUAACAAUGAAGGAGAUUUUGAAGUAAAUACUUUCGUUUGUGUGCCAAUGUCUGUCAAAAGCUUAAUUUAGAAGACUUUACAGAGCCAUAUGAGUGUCUCGUCUCACAUGCUGUUUUAUGUCAAGUUGAAUCACCAGAGUAUAUGAGAGACUUGUAUUUUGAAUAAAAGGAUGAAAAAAUAUUUAUACAGAAACUGUA